Antechinus flavipes (yellow-footed antechinus) is the source of this 4491-nucleotide messenger RNA. It is a transcript of the gene CEP104, whose product is annotated as centrosomal protein 104. NCBI's taxonomy places the organism in Eukaryota, Metazoa, Chordata, Mammalia, Dasyuromorphia, Dasyuridae. The transcript is spliced from 19 exons. The record is from RefSeq and is a predicted model, not a curated record. Bases 159 to 2831 code for a protein of 890 amino acids. Gene Ontology annotation, cellular component: cilium.
UCUAGAAGAACAAGCAGAAGCCCAGAAGUGGGGAUCCCAUCCUGCCCCUCAAGCUGGCUUCCCCUAUGACACUUGUCCCUCACGCUGGCUGACCCUAAGGCACUUAACAAACAAUGCCUCCCAUGAGAUGCAGACACCUAUAAGCCCAACUGUACAGAAUGCCACACAAGAUUGGGUUUGUAGUCAUCAGUUCAUCUGGGCACGAAGAUGGUUUCAGUGCAAAAGAAUUAAUGGUCCAUGCACCGACUGUUAAUGGAUGGAGAUCACCAAGAUUUUGCCAGUUUCCGCAAGAAAUUGUCCUUCAGAUGGUGGAGAGAUGCCGAGUUCGAAAACUUCAGUUACUUGCUCAUCAGUAUAUGAUUUCCAGUAAAAUUGAGUUCUACAUUAGUGACUGUUUGCCUGAAUACUUUGCACCAUAUCAAGCAGAGCGGUUUCGAAGGCUUGGUUAUGUGUCCCUCUGUGACAAUGAAAAAACAGGAUGUAAGGCUCGAGAGCUAAAAUCAGUUUAUGUGGAUGCUGUAGGACAAUUUCUCAAGUUGAUUUUUCAUAAAAACCAUGUCAAUAGAUACAACUUAUAUAGCCAGGUUGCUUUAGUGGCAGUUAAUAUCAUUGGGGACCUUGCAGAGUACAGUGAUGAAAGCAAUAUUACCUGCAGAGAGAAGUUGAUUGACCAUUAUCUUGGACAGAGUUCAGAGGAUUCAGGAUUAGAUGGCUCAUAUGUUGGGAAACCUGACUACAUUUCUCCCCUGGAUGACUUAGCCUUUGAUAUGUACCAGGAUCCAGAAGUUGCACAGAUAAUCCGCAGGUUAGAUGAGAAGAAACGAGAAGCUGUCCAAAAGGAGCGCUAUGAUCACGCCAAGAAACUGAAACAGGCCAUUGCUGAUCUACAAAAGGUUGGGGAGCGGCUUGGCAGGUAUGAUGUGGAAAAGCGCUGUGCUGUGGAAAAAGAAGACUAUGAUCUGGCCAAGGAGAAGAAGCAACAGAUGGAACAGUAUCGCACCAAAGUAUACCAGCAGCUGGAGCUGCACAAUCUCUUGGAUUCUGAGAUGAUUCGAAAGCCUUUUGAUUUUCCCCUCGCGCCUCUAGUCUGUUCUGGCAGCCCCUGCCUGCAGAAAUCUAUACAGUCACCUCUGCGUCAAGAGGAACGAACAGGAGAAAAACCCUACGUGGAACCGUUCCCCUCAGCCAAGCCUCAGCUUCAUAGUUCUCUGAAUGUUCCCCCUAAGCAGCAAGCCAUUGUGGGCCAGCUAUCAGCCUCAAAUUCUCUUUCAAAGAUCAAUGUUGAUUUAUUGCCUUAUGAUGAAAGACCUCUUCCAGCUGUUCUUAAGCAACAAGGAGAAACGUAUGUAGAACCAGAGAAGGCUGAAGAAGACGUCAGUAUAAUUCCAAAAGGCACCAUUGCAGGAGAGCCAGAGCCCUUGACCGAGAAAGCAAUGAGAGAAGCCAGUUCUACCAUUGAAGUGCUGGGAGAAACUCUGGUUGCCGGAGCUUAUUCUAAGACCUGGUCAUACCGAGAAGAUGCAUUGCUCUCAUUAUAUAAUAAACUAAUGACAAUGCCUAUUGGGACGCCAAAGGAAGACCUGAAGAACCUUCUCAGAGCCUCCAUCUUUCUGAUAAGAAGAGCCAUCAAGGAUCUUGUGCCUUCAGUCUUUCAAGCAUCACUGAAAUUACUAAAAAUGAUCAUCACACAAUACAUUCCUAAGCAUAAGCUUGGUAAGCCAGAAACCACCCUCUCUGUGGAGAAGACUCUUCCCAAUCUGCUGUCUAGAACUGGGGACUCUUCUGCUCGCCUCCGCAUCAUAGCAUCGAACUUUAUUCAGGAACUGGCUCUGUGUAAGGAAAUUAAGCCCCUCCAAAUUAUUCCAAUUUAUUUAGUUCAGCCACUAAAACAGAAUUCUUCAACUCAUCUGGCAAUGAGUCAAACGGACUUAUUAGCACGUUUGUUAAAAGACUUGGGAACUGAAAACUCUGGAUUUACUGUUGACAACGUUAUGCGGUUUUCAGUGAGUGCACUGGAGCACAGAAUCUAUGAAAUACGAGAAAUUGCUAUUAAAAUUAUUUUGGACAUGUAUAAGACACAUCGGACCCUAAUUCUCGAAUACCUGCCCAUGGAUGAUGGCAACACUCGCAAGAACAUUCUCUAUAAGACGAUUUUUGAGGGAUUUGCAAAAAUAGAUGGCAAAGCAACAACAGCAGAUGUCAGGGCUCAAAAAAAAGCAGCAACAGAAGAAGCAGAAAAACAAAAGAAAGAAGAAAUAAAAGUUCUGCAGGUCCAGCUGGCAGCACUGAGAGAGAUUCAGGCAGAAACUCUAAUCGAAAAGGUCAGUACAUCUUUGAUAACUAAGCUUAAACCCAACAGGACCAUGUCCCUGUUCCUGAUAACUAACAAGCUUUGUUGGUUCUCCCUUCAGGUAGUUGAGAUAGCCAGUCUGACAGAGCACCUGCUGACAGAAUGUGACAAAAAAGAUGAGUUUGGAAAGUGUCAUCGCUGCUCGGAAGCUGUCUUUAAGGAAGAACUACCCAGACACAUAAAAAUCAAAGCUUGCAAUCCUGCAAGAUCAGAAAAGCUUGCAAACCGGUGUCCAUUGUGCCAUGAGAAUUUUACACCAGGAGAGGAGGCCUGGAAGUCUCACCUGACAGGGCCCGCGGGCUGCACAAUGAACCUGCGCAAGGCGUACUACUUGCAGAAGACACAAGCCACACAGCUGGGGAAAGCAGUAGACUCAGUGAUGGCCAAAUCGGGCACUUCAGGAUCCAAAUUUGGAAGCAAGAUCCCCACCCCAAAAGGAGGCCUGAAUAAAACCACUAGCAGGGCACACACAAAACGAUGACAUAUGACAAAUGUUCUGUUUCUCUUGGCUCCAUAAGUGACUGAGCAAGUUUUGAUUCCAUCACAUUUCUUGUAAAUCAAUCUCAUGGAUAUGGCCUUAUCCAGUCCAUCCUUCCUGAAUUGCAGGUGGCUGUUCCUCUGCCAUAAGUAGCAUCCCCGAGUUACGACCCCUCAUUCAGUCCUGAUGUAGUGACAUGUAUGUACUUAACCAGAGGAGCUGCAUCUCAGAUACCAAGCGUGGGAGGCCGAUGGCAUUCGAACCUUCCCAAUGUCUGAUCCUCCCUUGGAGAACAAAAGGAAUGCCAUUGUCUUAGAACAAAAUCAGAAACCACUUAAGUUGAGGGCUUUAGGAGCAGCUGACUGGUAGGACAGGGAGCCAGGGAGGGACACAGCACAACAACAUCCUUUUGGAGUUGCUCUCAGAAUCUUAAAAGUAAAGAACGUGCACUUUGCCAACCUCUCUCCACCAAACUUGCUUCUCUCUUUGUGGUACAAAUGAAGUGAAUCUUGUUGCUUCUUGACCCUGGCCCAGCACGGCUUUGGGGAGGGAGCUGUUCCUGUCAUCUUAGACCCGAGCUUUGAACUCCUGUCCUGCUUCCUCCUUUAUUGUGGUAUUGUGUGUUCACACUCUGUCAGACUUAGGGAGAUGGGGCCACCCAGCAGCCCAUUACAAGCUGUCAAAGAAAGGGGAAGUAAGAAAGAAAAUCUCCAGGAGAAAGCCACUGAAGAGUUAUCUAAAAUCAGGGUCCCAAAACUGGGCAGAGAAAUCUGCGAGUAGCUUUCUGCCCAUUUUGCUCUGUGGGCAACAAGGUUAUCCCUGAUCCUGACUGCAGAAUCAGUUCCCCAAAUGUAAAUAUUAGAACAAGACUUGGAUCUAUAUCAUGCUUUAUUUUUUUUUUUUGGAGGGAGGAGGGUCUCUCGAGGUCAUUACAUGUGUAAAUUAUCAAUUUUUUAAAUAACAAAAGUGCUUUCUGAUAUGUGAUCAUCUGACUGCAUGUAAAUCAAACUGAUACUUCUUUAAAAAAUUAAAAUAAAAUUUGGGGCUGGUUAUAUUUUAAUCUGACACUGAAUACCUUCCCCAAAAUGCUUACUACAUACACAAACGUGUAUCUGCUAUUUAUGCAGCAGAGUUAAGCACAUAACGAAUUUGGGACUGACAUUCCAUGCCCUUGACCUUCUAAUAACCAUAAUUCCAAAUGGAGGUUUACCUUUCAAAAAGGAAAAAAAUGACCCUUUUCUUUAAUAUACCAAAACUUUUUCAAGAAUAUAAAAAGGGAAAAAGCUUUCAAAAUUGAUGUGCUCUGACCCAUUGGUCGGACACAUUUCUGUGAUGAUACCUCAGUAAAUUAACUAGUAGGUUUCCUCUUAAUAGUUAUUGCCAGAGAUUCUUUAUAGAGAAAUAGCAAUGCAAAACCAGCCAGUAUUUGACUAUAAAGUAAUUUUUCUGACUGUAUGGGUAUUCUGCCUGGAGAUUUAAAAAAAAAAAAAAAAAAAGCUAUUUCUUAAGUCUUCCGAUGGGUUAAGAACCUAGAAAGAAACUGUCACCAGAACCUCUAAAUUAAGAUCAAGAAUCCUGCUUUUCCCUGGAAAAUAUACUCUUAAUGCUUUCAAAAAAGACUGGCAAAAUGAAUUAGUGACAUGUGGCACCCUGUUGGAGAUUU